AGCAGAAACGCAGCUCAAGUGAUUCAUAUUGAAACAUUGUUGAAGACUAACAAUGCUGGCCGGAUCCUCUUCCCCCAGGCCUGAGGGGCUUGGGCUGGAUCUGGGGGCACCCAUGUCACCUGACGUCGGCAGGCCCUGACCACCACACCUCUGGAUCUGCUUUGCUAAGGCAUGGAGGCAGAAGAAGUUUCAAGGGCUGAAGACGGAGCUGAGUAUCCAGGUUCUAAAAAUGAAGGCCAGCCUGAUGUUGCUCAGCCUGACUUCCCACAUGGAGGGCAAUCUCCUGGUCCCACUGCUCUCUGGGAGAUGCUAGAAAGGAAAUUUCUAGAAUACCAGAAGUUGGCUCAUGGGAGCCUGGCUGAACAUCAGCAGAGCCUGUUGGAUCUCCUUCCGCUGUUCCUGAAGGCCUGGGAAAACUCCGUGGGGAUCAUCUGCUUUCCCAGUCUCCAAAGGCUGGCAGAAGAUACUUCAAACCAGCUUGCCCAAGAGAUACAGAAGGCACUUGUGGGAAAGCCUGCAGAGCAAGCCAGGGAGGCAGCUGGGCAGUUGCUGCGGUGGAAGGGGGAUGUGGAUCAGGAUGGCUACCUGCUCCUGAAGUCAGUAUUUGUGCUCACAGGGACAAACUCGGAGACACUGGGCAGAGUUGCUGAGUCUGGCCUUCCAGCCCUGCUCCUGCAGUGCCUUUACCUCUUCUUUGUCUUUCCUCUGGAAAAGGACGAGCUUUUGGAGAGUGAUGUUCAAGUUCAGAGGAUGUUUGUGCAGAUGUUGCUGAACAUUUGCUGUGAGUCUCAGGGGCUGGAGAAACUUCUAUCAGGAAAUGAGCUUCAGUCUCUAGUGAUUGCCACUACCUGUCUUCGGGAACACAGCUGCUGUUUUUGGAAGGAACCCACCUUCUGUGUGCUGAGGGCAAUCUCCAAAGCCCAGAACCUCGGCAUCAUCCAGUACUUGCAGGCCAUGGAUUGCAUCAAGCUCUCCCUUCAGAACCUCUCCAAGCUUGCGGACAGCCUCCCCGCUCCUGAGGUGAGCGAGGCAGUGAACCUCAUCUUGGGCUUUGUGAAGGACUCCUACCCCGUCUCCUCAGCUCUGUUCCUAGAGUUUGAGAAUGGAGAGGGCUACCCUCUGCUCCUUAAAGUGUUACUUCGGUAUGACGGGCCAACACAGAGUGAAGUGGACCCCCACCUGGAGGAGCUCCUUGACCUGGUGGUGUGGCUGACAACCUGUGGGAGGUCAGAGCUGAAGGUGUUUGACAGCGUCACGUACCCUCAGCUGGAAGGCUUCAAGUUCCAUCAUGAGGCUUCUGGGGUGACUGUGAAGAAUCUUCAGGCCUUCCAAGUCCUACAGAACGUUUUCCACAAAGCCAGCAACCCCAUCCUCUGCACCAAAGUCCUAGCAGCCAUCAGGAUCAUGUGGGCCUGGAAUGCCCGUAACUUCUUCCUGCUGGAGUGGACCUUGCAGCCCAUCUCGCAGUUUGUGGAGAUCAUGCCCCUGAAGGCAGCCCCAGUGCAGAAGCAAUUCUUCCAGCUGCUGGAGGCCCUGGUCUUCGAGCUGCAUUAUGUGCCCCACGAGAUCCUGGGGAAGGUGCAGUGCCUGAUCAAGGAGAGCCCCGAGUCACCGUGCUCCCUGGUGGCCCUGCAGAGUGUCCUCAAGAUAGUUGGCAGGGACCUUCUCUUCACUGACAUCUUCCGGGACUCUGGUCUCCUUGGCUUGCUGCUGGCCCAGCUGCGGAAGCGGGCCAAGAUCCUGAGGAAGUCAGGAAACAAAGAGUCCAUGCUUGGUGUUCAGGAUACAGAAAGAGAACUGACCUGUGUGAUGCUGAGAACUGUGGUCACACUUCUGAGAGGCUCAGUACGGAAUGCAGUUGUCCUCAAAGACCAUGGCAUGGUGCCCUUCAUCAAGAUCUUCCUGGAUGAUGACUGGUACCGGGGAGCCUCGCUUAGCAUCCUGGAGCAGCUGUCUGUCAUCAAUGCUGAGGAGUACAUGAGCAUCAUUGUGGGCGCUCUCUGUUCGUCCACUCAAGGCGAGCUGCAGCUGAAGCUGGAUCUUCUGCAGUCUCUCCUCAGGAUCCUGGAGACCCCCAAAGGCCGUGCUGCUUUCAGAGUGUCCAGUGGCUUCAAUGGACUCUUGUCGCUGCUCUCUGACCUGGAGGGGUCGCUCCAGGAGCCCCCGCAGCAGACGUGGGCGAUGGUGUCCCCCAGCCAGACCCUGGACCUGGUCCUGCACACCCUUUGUGCUUUGUCCGCGGCAUUGCACCUGGACCCCGUCAAUGGUGACUUCUUCAAGAGGAAUGGGCUUUUUGAGAAGUUGGCUGAAGACCUCUGUUUGCUGGGCUGUUUCGGAGCCCAGGAGGAAGAGGGAGCCCCUCGGCACUCCGGGGCGGACACAAAAGCCAGGCCAUUUGCUGAUUUGCUGAGUGUGGCCUUUACCUCUAGGAGCCCAUUCCCACCCAAGAUACAGAGCUGCCUCCAGAUCCUCAGCUUUCUGGACAGCAUGGCCAGUGGCACCCUUCACCUACGCAGAGACCUGAAGGAGUCCCCAAGGGCUGGGCAGGACCCAGCUGUGAAUGCCCAGAAGAAAGAAGCUGGUAGGGAUGCCCAAGGCAACUUCAAGCAGUGGCCAGACAUGGAGGAGAGGGUGGAUGAAGGGGACGCUGUGAUCAUGCACCCUGGGGUCCUGUGCAUCAUGGUGAGACUGCUGCCUCGGUUGUACCACACAGACCACCCCCAGCUUUCCCAGGAGAUCCAGUGCUCCAUGGCCAGUCACAUCCAGUCCCUGGUGAAGUCGGAGAAGAACCGUCAGGUCAUGUGCGAGGCGGGGAUGCUUAGGACCCUCAUGGCCUCCUGUCGCCAGGCCCUGACCACCAGCUCCAGCCCCUUGCACUCGGGCCUCAUCAGGAUUUUUGAAAAGCUUGCCUCCCAAGCCAUUGAACCAGAUGUGUUAAGACAGUUUCUCGGUCUUGGAAUUCCCCCACCUCUGUCGGCUGCAACGAAAAUCCUCCAUUCGUCUUGUCUGCACAGAGGGGACCCUGGAGGCUCAGGGUCCCAGGCUGCAGCAGCAGGGACUGGUGAGGGUCCCGCGGGAGCCGCCAUGGAUGCCGGCCCUGGCCCAGCAGUCACACAUACCUUCAGGGCCUCGGGGACGUCCCAGGGCUCAACCACUGCCCUUCAGACCUCGCUGAGCCUCAUCUCCAUGACCUCCCCACGCCACCUGCAGCCUCAGAGGGCGGUCCUGGCUCCAUCGUUUGUGGAAUUUGACAUGUCCAUGGAAGGUUAUGGCUGUUUGUUUAUUCCGACCCUGUCUACAGUUAUGGGAAGCAGCACAGAGUAUCUGGUCUCUGGAGGGAUUGGGACAGGUGCUGCCAGGUCAUUCCCUCCAUCUGCGGGCCUGACCUUCUCCUGCUGGUUCCUGAUCAGUAGGCACAGCACAGUCCUUGAGGGCCACCCGCUGCGCUUCCUAACCCUGGUGCGUCACCUGGCCAGGACCGAGCAGCCUUUCGUCUGCCUCUCUGUCAGCCUGUGCCCGGACGACCUCUCCUUGGUUGUGUCUACGGAAGAGAAAGCGUUUCAGCCCCUGGACAUCAUGGAGCCCGAGGAUGAUCCCGAGCCUUCUGCCGGCCGCCAGCUGCGGGUCAGGUGUGGCCAGCUGCUGGCCUGCGGUCAGUGGCACCACCUGGCUGUGGUAGUCACCAAGGAAAUGAAAAGGAAUUGCUUCGUUUCCACCUAUCUGGAUGGACAGAUCACCGGCUCGGCCAAGAUGUUGUAUAUUCAGGCCUUACCAGGGCCUUUCCUUUCAAUGGAUCCAUCUUCAUUUGUAGAUGUUUAUGGAUAUAUUGCUACCCCUCGACUUUGGAAACAAAAGUCAUCAUUAAUAUGGCGUCUUGGGCCUACGUACCUUUUUGAAGAAGCCAUCUCAGUGGACACUCUGGAAGUUAUUAACAAACUUGGCCCAAGAUACUGUGGUAACUUCCAAGCUGUGCAUGCUCAAGGAGUGGACCCUGAUAUAGAAGCGACGCCCCUCAUUGCUGAGGAAAAGGUUUCCUUUGGCCUUCACUUAGCCAGCUCCUCCACCACCAGGGUUACAGACAUCAGAAACACUUACAGUGAGGUGGACAGCCGCCUGAUUGCCAAAGAGAUGAACAUUUCAUCCCGUGACAAUGCCACACCUGUGUUCUUGCUAAGAAAUUGUGCUGGCCACCUCUCGGGUUCUCUCCGAACCAUUGGCGCUGUGGCUGUGGGCCAUUUAGGCGUAAGGGUGUUCCACUCCAUCCCGGCAGCCAGCAGCCUGGACUUCAUUGGCGGGCCCACCAUCCUCCUGGGCCUCAUUUCCUUAGCGACAGAUGACCACACCAUGUACGCGGCCGUGAAAGUCCUGCACUCUGUCCUGACCAGCAAUGUCAUGUGCGAUCACCUAAUGCAGCACAUCUGUGGGUACCAGAUAAUGGCUUUUCUCCUGAGGAAAAAGACCUCUCUCCUAAACCAUCGAAUUUUUCAGCUCAUCCUCUCGAUUGCUGGCACUGCAGAGCUAGGCUUCGGGUCAUCUGCUGUCACCAACGUUGGCGUCUUUCAACACAUCCUCUGCAAUUUUGAGCUCUGGACAAACACCGCGGACAGCCUGGAGCUCUCCCUCUUUUCCCACCUUGCAGAAAUCCUUCGAUCACCAAGGGAAGGACCCCGGAAUGCUGAGGUUGCUCACCAGGCCCAGCUUAUACCCAAGCUCGUCUUCCUCUUCAAUGAGCCGGGCCUCACCUUCUCCAAGAUCCCCACCAUCAUUGCCAUCUUGGGCUGUCAGCUGAGGGGCCACUUCAGCAUCCAGGACUUGCUCAGAAUUGGACUGUUUGUUGUGUACACCCUCAAGCCUUCUUCGGUGAACGAGAGGCAGAUCUGCGUGGAUGGGGGCCUGGACUCCUCGGUGCCUGCUGGAAGCCAAACAUCUGGAAAGACAAUCUGGCUCAGAAACCAGUUGCUGGAGAUGCUGUUCAGUGUAAUAUCUUCCUCCCAACUUCAUCUGUCCUCUGAGACAAAGGAAGAGAUGUUUCUGAGCCUGGGGCCUGACUGGUUCCUGCUCCUCGUGCAGGGCCACGUGCAUCCCAGCACCACCGUGCUAGGGUUGAAACUGUUGCUGCACUUUCUGGCAAGCCCCUCCCUCCGCGGGCGAUUUAAAGAUGGCCUGUGUGCGGGAUCCUGGGUGGAGCGCAGCUUGGAGGGUGUGGACAUUGUGAUAGAUAACCUGAAGAGCCAGGCCCCCACGCCUGACCAGAGCCCCAGCCUGCUUCCUGGGUUCCGCGUCCUGAAGGACUUUCUGGGCCACCAUGUGCAUAUUCCGGAAGUCUACCUCAUUGUGUCCACCUUCUUUCUGCAGACGCCACUUACAGAGCUGACGGAUGGGCCCAAAGAUAGCCUGGAUGCCAUGCUCCAGUGGCUCCUGCAGAAGCACCACAAUGAAGAAGUCCUCCGGGCUGGGCUGUGCACUGAAGGUAUCCUGCUGCUCCUGGAAAUGCUGAAAGCCACCAUGAGCCAGCCCCCAGGAGGCUCUGGAGAUGACGCCUGGGAACGGACGUUCCCUGCCAGUGUGCUGCAUUUCCUUGGCUGUGUGCACAGCACCUACCCCCAGGAUCCCGCCUGGCGAGCCCCGGAGUUCCUCCAGACGUUGGCUGCAGUCAUCUUCCCUCUGGGGACCCACAAGGAGCCCAUGACUCAGCCUGUCCAGAAUGCUAGCAGCCCCGGGGUGGAAGCCGAAGGUGACGACAUUGUAGAGGGUCCACAGGCUCCUGCCAAGUCACAUCCCACACGGAAGCAGCUGAGGGAGUUCAUGCAGCGACUGCUGAGGGACUCCUUGCUGGCGGCCUCCAACCCCAAGCAGUGGCUGCUUCUGGAAGUGCUCCUGGAGGCUUCUCCACACAAUGCCACCAGCCAACAGAAGCGAGACUUCCAGUCUGAGGUCCUGCUUUCCACCAUGGAAAUAUUUCACAUGCUGAAUGGGGGCAAUGUGCCCAUGCUCAGAGGCAGUAAAGAGCCUCAGCCAAAUGCAGAAGCUGCUGCUGCUCCUUCACUUGCAAACAUCUCCCACUUCACCCAGAAGCUGGUGGAGAAAUUGUACAGUGGGAUGUUCUCAGCAGACCCCAGACACAUUCUUCUCUUCAUCACAGACCGCAUCGUGGUGGUCAUUGAGAAUGCCUCUUCUCAAAGGGAAGCUGUCAUCAGUGCUUUAUACAGCAGUUUAAAUAAAGUCAUUCUGUACUGCCUGUCCAAGCCCCAGCAAUCCCUCUCCGAGUGCCUCAGUCUUCUCAGCAUCUUGGGCUUCCUACAGGAACACUGGGACAUUAUCCUUGCUACCUAUAACUCCAACGUCAGCUUCCUCCUGUGUCUCAUGCAUUGCUUUUUGCUCCUCAGUGAGAGAAGUUAUCCAGAAGGAUUUGGAUUGGAACCCAAGCCUAGAAUGACUCCUUAUCAUCAAGUGUUUCUUUCUCCAAAUGAAGAAGGGAGAGAAAAAGGAGAGGAAGACUUACCAAGUUUGAGCGAUGUCCAGCACAACAUCCAAAAGAUUGUGCGAACCCUAUGGCAGCAGCUCGUGGCACAGAGGCGGCAGGAGCUGGAAGACACCUGCAAGAUUGAUCUCUCUGUGAAACCUGGAGAGAGUGAAGUGAAGAUUGAAGAGAUUACCCCACUCUGGGAGGAGACGAUGCUCAAGGCCUGGCAGCAUUACUUAGCAUCUGAGAAGAAGUUGCUGGCCAGUCGCUCGAGCGUGGGACACCACAGCAAAGUGUCUUCAUGGAGUGGUAGCUUAUCUUCGGCCAUGAGGCUGGUGCCGGGCAGGCAGGCCAAGGAACCUGAGUGCAAGACAGAGGACUUUGUGUCAUGUAUCGAGAACUACAGAAGAAGAGGACAGGAACUGUAUGCAUCUUUAUACAAAGAUCAUAUACAGAGGCAGAGAUGUGACAACAUCAAGGCAGCCAACACCUGGGCCAGGAUUCAGGAGCAGCUUUUUGGGGAGCUGGGCUUGUGGGGUCAAACAAAAGAAGCCACACUUUGCUCCAGAUGGGAACUGGACUGGAGAGAAGGGCCGGCUCGCAUGAGGAAACGCAUCAGACGCUUGUCUCCGCUGGAGACCCUGAGUCCAGAAAGGCUCAAGGAAAACCAAGACAGAAAUGGCAGUGUUUCUGAAACAAAUGUUGAAAAGCAAGAUGAGCUGACACCAAAGGAAGCCGAGAGCGGGAGAGAGGAGGUGGCGGUGGACUGCACCCAGCUGACCUUCUUCCCUGCCUUACAUGAAAGUCUGCACUCUGAUGACUUCUUGGAACUGUGUCGGGAAAGACAAGUUAUUUUACAAGAGCUCCUUGACCACGAAAAGGUGACACAGAAGUACUCCCUGGUGAUCGUGCAGGGCCAUCUGGUCUCCGAAGGGGUCCUACUCUUUGGCCAUCAGCACUUCUACAUCUGCGAGAACUUCACGCUCUCUCCCGUGGGGGAUGUCUACUGUACGCGCCACUGCUUAUCCAACAUCAGUGAUCCAUUCAUCUUCAACAUGUGCAGCAAAGACAGGUCCUCCGACCAUUACUCGUGCCAGAGUCACAGCUACGGGGAUCUCCGGGAGCUCCGGCAGGCUCGCUUCCUGCUGCAGGACAUCGCUCUGGAGCUCUUUUUCCAAAAUGGAUAUUCCAAGUUUCUUGUCUUUCACAACAACGAUCGGAAUAAGGUCUUCAAAAGCUUCUGCUCUUUCCAGCCCACCUUGAAGGGGAAAGGCAUCACAGAGGACCCCCUCAAUCUAAGGAGAUACCCAGGCUCCGACCGGACCAUGCUGCAGAGGUGGCAGAAAAGGGACAUCAGCAAUUUUGAGUAUCUCAUGCACCUCAACACCGUGGCCGGGAGGACCUACAAUGACUACAUGCAGUACCCAGUGUUUCCCUGGGUCCUGGCUGACUACACCUCACAGACAUUGAACUUGACGAAUCCCAAGACUUUCCGCGAUCUCUCAAAGCCUAUGGGGGCUCAGACCAAGGAAAGGAAGCUGAAAUUCAUCCAGAGGUUUAAAGAGGUUGAGAAGACUGAAGGAGAUAUGACUGUCCAGUGUCACUACUGUACUCACUAUUCCUCGGCCAUCAUUGUCGCCUCCUACCUGGUCCGGAUGCCACCCUAUACCCAGGCCUUCUGCUCUCUGCAGGGUGGAAGCUUUGAUGUGGCAGACAGAAUGUUCCACAGUGUGAAGAAUGCGUGGGAGUCGGCCUCUAGGGAGAACAUGAGUGACGUCAGGGAGCUGACUCCAGAGUUCUUCUACCUGCCCGAGUUCCUCGUCAACUGCAACGCCGUGGAGUUUGGCUGCAUGCAGGACGGGACAGCACUGGGAGAUGUGCAGCUCCCUCCCUGGGCUGAUGGGGACCCUCGGAAAUUCAUCAGCCUGCACAGACAGGCUCUGGAAAGUGAUUUUGUCAGUGCCAACCUCCACCACUGGAUAGACCUCAUCUUUGGGUAUAAGCAGCAGGGGUCAGCUGCAGUGGAAUCUGUUAAUACCUUCCACCCCUACUUCUAUGGUGACAAAGUGGACCUCAGCAGCAUCAGUGACCCCUUGAUCAGGAGCACCAUCCUUGGGUUUGUCAGCAACUUUGGACAGGUGCCCAAACAGCUCUUUACAAAACCCCACCCAGCCAGGACUGCUGCGGGCAAGCCUUCACCUGGAAAGGAUGUCGCCCUGCCUGGGAGCCUGCCCAGCCACCCGCAGCCCUUCUUCUACAACCUGCAGGCACUGAAGCCCUCCCAGGUCACAGUCAAAGAUAUGUACCUUUUCUCUCUAGGCUCCGAAUCCCCCAAAGGAGCCAUUGGCCACAUCGUCCCCACCGAGAAAAGCAUCCUGGCCGUGGAGAGGAACAAGGUGCUGCUGCCUCCUCUCGGGAACAGGACCUUCAGCUGGGGCUUUGACGACUUCAGCUGCUGUCUGGGGAACUACGGCUCUGACAAGAUUCUAAUGACGUUCGAGAACCUGGCUGCCUGGGGCCGCUGUCUGUGUACCGUGUGCCCGGCCCCCACCAUGAUCAUCACCUCUGGGGCCAGCGCCGUGGUGUGUGUGUGGGAGCUCAGCAUAGCCAAAGGCCGCCCAAGAAGCCUGCACCUCAGGAAGGCCUUGUAUGGACACACCCAGGCUGUCACAUGCCUGGCAGCGUCGGUCACCUUCAGCCUCCUGGUCAGUGGCUCCCAAGACUGCACCUGCAUCCUGUGGGACCUGGACCACCUCACCCACGUGGCCCGCCUGCCCACCCACCGAGAGGGCAUCUCUGCUCUCGCCAUCAGUAAUGUCUCGGGCACCAUUGUCUCCUGUGCGGGAGCCCACUUGUCUCUAUGGAAUGUCAACGGACACCCCUUGGCCAGCAUCACCACUGCCUGGGGCCCUGAAGGAGCCAUAACCUGCUGCUGCGUGCUGGAGGGGCCAGCAUGGGACACAAACCAUGUCAUCAUCACUGGGAGUCAAGACGGCAUGGUUCGGAUUUGGAGGACCGAGGACAUGAAGACAUCUGUUCCAGGGCUGGCAGCCCCAGAGGAGCCCUCCACUCCACCUCCAAGCCCUAGAGGUCACAGGUGGGAGAAGAAUCUUGCCCUGUGUCGAGAGCUGGAUGUCAGCCUUGCCUUGACCGGGAAGCCCAGCAAGACCAGCCCUGCGGUGACAGCUCUGGCGGUGUCCAGAAACCAGACCAAACUCCUGGUCGGCGAUGAGAAGGGGAGAAUAUUCUGCUGGUCUGCAGAAGGGUAGGAAGAAAGAGACGGCGGAGGUCUGGCCCAGCGGCGUGUGUCCUGAGAGGUGGCAGCACCCCGCGAAGGCAGGCUGACGCAGUCCCUGGGGCGCAGAGAAGCCUCCCCCGAGGAAGGGGCUGCUGGCCCUCAGAGCUGCACACCCUGAACUGCUCCACGGCCUGUAGGACUUUGGCUUUGGAUUGUCCAAGGACGUGCUCUACAAAAAGGAGAGCGCCUGGGAGCCUGCGAGCAGUGAUCUGGAAACCAUGACUCGCUCACAAGCUGCCCACGAACUCAUGAGACUCACCUUUUCAAAGGGCUAAUAGGGUCACUUACUGGAAACUAAUGGGAACACUGGAUUGUCUUUAUUUUAUUAAAACAACUAUUUUCCAGAA
Molecule: messenger RNA, 10108 nt
Organism: Lontra canadensis (Northern American river otter)
Lineage: Eukaryota; Metazoa; Chordata; Mammalia; Carnivora; Mustelidae
Gene: WDFY4
Product: WDFY family member 4
Exons: 62
Coding region: 172-9732 (3186 amino acids)
Molecular function (GO): protein binding
Source: RefSeq, a predicted model, not a curated record